Molecule: messenger RNA, 1109 nt
Organism: Fimicolochytrium jonesii
Lineage: Eukaryota; Fungi; Chytridiomycota; Chytridiomycetes; Spizellomycetales; Powellomycetaceae
Exons: 1
Coding region: 51-908 (285 amino acids)
Cellular component (GO): cytoplasm
Molecular function (GO): ubiquitin protein ligase activity
Source: RefSeq, a predicted model, not a curated record
AAUGUAAUGCGAACGUAUAACAAGGAACGUAUAACAAAGGAAGACAAAUAAUGACAAAGGACGGACCCACCGCCGCCAUAAUCAAUCCGACCAUCACCAUACAGCAACUCGUGGACAAGGAGCUGAUGACCUGUAUCAUCUGCCUGGAUUGUUUGGACGUUCCAUUGAUCCAAUGCAGCAACGGUCCCCACUUCAUUUGUCAUCUAUGCGUGAAGGAAGUCUCCAAAUGCCCAGUGUGCAAUGCUGGUCACUUCCUGCGAAACCGGUUUCUGGAACAGCAGCUGAUGCCGUACGCGGAAACAUGCACCAUCGCCGGAUGCACACAGAAAUGUCUGCCCUGGGCAAGAGAAAGCCAUGCACUCCGAUGUGAACAUAUCCCUUUUCCGUGCUUCCUAUGCAAAAAGCCAGUGUCCACUUCGAGCAUGGCGCAACAUUACAGCACUGAUUGCUCCUGCAUCUACUUGGAUGAGAGUCCCGACGGAGGUGGAACAUUCGCUGGACUCAGUUCCAUGACCAUUAGCCGCUGGGAAUUCAAAAUCACUUUGAAUACCGAGCAUUCUACUUGCCGUAAGUUGGACAACUUCUAUAUCCUUUGCAAGCCGAUGACUCUAGGCACGGAGUAUCGCUGUUUUUGCAUCGUCGCGAUUUCCAAACAACCAUCCGGUUCGACACGGGUGGUGGAAGAGCUUUGCGUAACCCUCCAAGUCGCCGACAACAUUGGACAAUUCCCUGUAUCCCUGUCGAUAUCAGUGCAACCGUUCCUUGAUCCGAAGGAUGUAUCUGAGGCUUUCGCAGCUCUUGUUCCAGCGGUGAGCGCGGACACGGAGCUACAGUGCACUAUACGACAGGGGUCCCGUUCCUGCGGGAUGUGGCUACCACCGGCAUCGGAGGGUGCCAGUCGAUGGUGAAAUCGGAAAAUUCCGAGAGGUUCCUCCGUUCUCUGGGAAUAUGUUACCGGUGGAGUGCCGCCAUGGAGUCCGAGUGGCAUAGGAAGGUAAAGGAAUGUAAAGUCAGUAUAGAGUGCAAGGAGGUGUUCACUUCUUCUCGGCACCGGCGAAACAUCCGGUCCGAGUCAAGGGCUCGCGAGAGGUCUCGUUGUUGGCGACGGG